Messenger RNA from Suillus clintonianus, 1622 nucleotides. Its product is annotated as PapD-like protein. Lineage: Eukaryota; Fungi; Basidiomycota; Agaricomycetes; Boletales; Suillaceae. Gene Ontology annotation, molecular function: FFAT motif binding. The transcript is spliced from 6 exons. Gene Ontology annotation, cellular component: plasma membrane; endoplasmic reticulum membrane. Bases 106 to 1128 code for a protein of 340 amino acids. The record is from RefSeq and is a predicted model, not a curated record. Gene Ontology annotation, biological process: endoplasmic reticulum membrane organization.
CUCUAGAACUUCAACGUUGCAACUCCGACCAAACGAAUACGUAGUACUACCCGUUCACCCUCCCUCAUAUCCACUUGUCGCCUUCGUUGCGCACUCCUCCUAACCAUGUCUGUCCAUCUCAUUCCCAACAACGCGUUGGGUUUCAAUAGACCUUUCUCCCAGCUCGUCAAGCAAGUUCUAACUAUCACAAACAAAAAUGCACAGCCAGUAGCAUUCAAAGUCAAGACUACAGCGCCCAAGUUGUACUGCGUACGACCAAACUCUGGCAGGGUCGAGCCUGGUGAAAGUGUCGAUGUCUCCGUAAUGCUACAACCGAUGAAAGACGAACCACCUUUGUCGUCAAAGUGCAAGGACAAGUUCCUGAUCCAAAGUACCCUCAUCACACCCGAGAAGGAGACCAGAGACCUACAGGAAUUCUGGAAAGUUUACCAGCAAAAACUCCGUGUUGUAUACCUCCCGCCUGAAGGACAAAUUCCUGAAGAGGAGGACGAGGGACAUGUGGAGCCCCCUAUGCCUCCCGUUCUUCAUUCAGAGCACGUCGGUGGACCAUCUAACUAUGCAACUCUUAAGAAUCCAGAGUCGCGCCCUCCUCCAGCUAUGCCAGAAUUCUCUUUCGACGACGCAGUUCAAGCUGCACCGCUUGUGCAACCCCAGCGCUCCGCUACGCCACCUGCACCAGAACGAGAGGUGAACAGUUCUCAAGAGUAUCGGGAGGAACUCGAAUUCCAGAGAUCUACCAGUGGUGGAGUCGGUGUUGUCAACGUCAACGUGCAUUCUCCUUCACCGCCGGCCUCUCCUCCAGUUGCACGGGCGGCGUCGAUCAACCAAGAGUUGGAAGCGAAGUUUAUCGCAGCUCAGGACGAGAUACAACGGCUUCGGGAUCUUCUUGCGGCUGUGCCAGAUCCCAGCUCUCUGGCGCCAGAAUCCAUUGCACCGACAUCCAUCGCUCCCUCGGACUUCCGGAGGAGACAUACGUCGGCGCUCUCAGAUGACGGAGAGACGUACGCGGGAUCUGACGUCGGUACCAUGGUGGAGCAUGAUAGUGUUAUCCACCAGGAAGGCGUUCCACUACAGGUGGUUGUUAUUAUUGCGCUUGGCGUUUUUAUCACGACGUAUCUAUUUUUCUAAGUAGCCGAGCAGAAACCUGCUCCUUUCAUCCCUUUCCUUCGUCGAUCCCUCCGGGCUCGUUGAAGCCCAUUUCGCGCAGCACAUGCCUCGCAUCAUAUACAAUAUUUUCUCCGUUGGUGAUAUGAAGGGGUAUUGGGGAGCAAGUUUGUGGUCGCGGUUUCUCAUGACUUUUCGCAUUUAUCACCGAGGUACAUAGUACGUUAGCAUUUUUUUUACUUGUUGUGUCUGCUUAGUGUUAUCAUUCUGUGCAUCGCUAUAUAUAAUCCGAUUUGAACAACACGACUACGGACAUGGCUGAGGAGUUGGUCUUCCUGGGGAGUUGACGAUGGUGUCCUCGAGGUAGAUCUUUACAUAAUAUCCAGCGUUUUAUGCCGUUUUAAACACGAAUGUAUGGUUGGACUUGGCACUGGGAGCUUGUCCCUGAGCGGUGUCCCGAUACUCAGCUGCAGGCGGUGUGUAAGUGGGACGAAGUUAAUGCGCAUCGAGGCACUUUG